Anopheles marshallii is the source of this 1758-nucleotide messenger RNA. It is a transcript of the gene APC7, whose product is annotated as anaphase-promoting complex subunit 7. Lineage: Eukaryota; Metazoa; Arthropoda; Insecta; Diptera; Culicidae. The record is from RefSeq and is a predicted model, not a curated record. Gene Ontology annotation, biological process: cell division. The transcript is spliced from 4 exons. Bases 1 to 1758 code for a protein of 585 amino acids. Gene Ontology annotation, molecular function: protein binding.
AUGAAAACUCUGUUCGAGCAGCUAAAAACACUUUUCGACUUCGAGCUUUACUCAAAUGCGGCGACACUGGCCAAUCUACUUUUGUCGAUAUAUGACACAAAUCGUGCCACGCUAAACCCACAGGAACAUUUCGGCACGCUUGUGUACUAUGCAGAAUCACUCUUCCAUGAGCGACGGUUUCGUGAAGCGGAAACUAUCUAUCGUCAGGCGCUACAGUUGAAGCGGCUUCUGUCGAAAAACAAGUCACCCAACUGCAAAACUACGGCCGGUCCCGUUCCGGGCGUGGUAGACUUGCAGUCGGAGGUAGAGUUAAAGUACAAGACGGCACGCUGUCUCAUCGAGAUGAAGUGCUAUCGAGAUGCAAUCGUGCUGCUACAAUCGCUCGCACUGAAACAGCGCACCCCGAAGGUCAAUAUGCUGCUCAGUAAGCUGUGCCACAAUCAUGGCCACGAGCGCAGUGCCAUCGGGACUUACAAGGAAGUUCUGAAAGAGUGUCCUUUGGCGCUUGAAGCAAUCGAAGGGCUGCUGACGCUUGGUGUCAAAGGGAUCGAAGUGAAUUCGCUGAUCGUGGAUGCCACCAUGGCGCCACAGUGCAACGAAUGGAUGAGCAGCUGGAUCAAGGCGCAUGCCAACAUUCAGGCACGCAAAUACACCGAAGCCAUCCAAACUCUGCGUAGCAUCGAGGCAAACACCUGCCUCCGGAACUAUCAUCAGCUGUUGGUUCUGAUCGGUGAAUGUUACUACCAUAAUGGCGAGUAUGAGCAGGCAUAUAUUGCGCUCAAGCGAGCCCAUGCCAUGCAGCCACACUCGAAAAGUGGACUGCAGAUUCUGGCUAUUUUGAUGGCGAAGAACAAAAAAAUAACCGAGCUGGAAAAACUCAUCACGCCGUCUCCCUCGUUGCUGAACGAGUACACGUCCGAGAUGUGGUUCGUAAUGGGACAGUAUUUGUUUGCUACCGGAAAGUAUGAAAAGGCGGUAUAUUUCGUGCAAAAGGCUUGCUUCCAGAACUCGCGCAACGUGGAAGCAUUGGUACUGAAGGCGGAAGUCUUGUUUCAGGUAAAAAAGUAUCAGCAGGGCAUUGCUCAUCUGCGGUACGGGCAACAGUUUGCACCGUAUCGGUACGAAAUUCAUAAGGCCCUGGUGGAUAACUAUCUGAACAUGGGCCGCACCCGGGAAGCACAACUACAAGCAUUGAAGGCAGUUAAGGUGUUGGGUGAAUCGGCGCGAACAUUAGUCUUGAUGGCUCGCACAUACAUGAAAGAUGAAGCUGCACGUCCAAAAGCAAAGGCACUCUGUCUUAAAGCACUUGAUAUGAACGAGAACUUUCUGCCCGCGGUGUACCUGCUGGCGGAACUUUAUUUACGGGAGAAUGAUCUCAGCGCCAGAAUGAAGCUACUGAAGAAGCAUGCAAUGUUGUCAAAAAACUGCAAACUACACAUCAUGCUUGGAGAAAUGCUUAACAACGAAAAAGAUCAUUCCGGCGCACUUGAACACUAUUCCAUAGCUCUUAAUAUGGACCCAUCGAACCGUGCCGCUAUAACGGGACUGUUACUGUUGGGUAAACACACGGGUAGUACGAGCAGUGCUGUAUCGAAUGCGGGUGCGUCCAGUUCCUACCUUGAGUCGAUGGUCGAGGACGGUAGCGAUAUGCCGGACAAUCCGCUGGAAAUGAUCGAAAUUCGUACGACUGGGGCGAACGAAAUGGAAUCGGAAAGUGAUGCAAUGUGGUCGGAUUUGGAAAUCGAAAUCAAUCAGUAG